This is a messenger RNA of Physcomitrium patens, 1793 nucleotides long. RefSeq names its product porphobilinogen deaminase, chloroplastic. Gene Ontology annotation, biological process: heme biosynthetic process. Gene Ontology annotation, cellular component: cytoplasm. Lineage: Eukaryota; Viridiplantae; Streptophyta; Bryopsida; Funariales; Funariaceae. The record is from RefSeq and is a predicted model, not a curated record. Gene Ontology annotation, molecular function: hydroxymethylbilane synthase activity.
AUCCUUUUCUUCUUCAGCUCAUUUGCUUCUCGCGAGGCCCAAACUCUCCUUCUCGCACUCCUACCGCCAGCUUCGCUCUCGCACCGCGGCUCUUCUUCUGUAGCGUAUGCGGAGGAGUGGUGGAGAGGAGGAGGAGGAGGAGACUGCGUGAGCGUGAGCGAGCUUGCCAAGGCAAUUAGCAAUGGCUUCCUUCACCAUGAUGCACUCGUCCGCGCUGCUGCGCAAUAGCACCGCGGACACGCCUGCAGCUCCCCUGGCUGCUGCCGCUGAGAAGAGCUCCUGUGGAGUGGCAAUGCGCCAGAGGCGAGGCGUUCAUUUUGGAGAGUCCUCUGAGGAGUCGUUUUUCGGGCAGAGUGUAAGUGUAGGCAAGCCUGCCGCUGUUGCAGGAUGCAGGACCGUGAAACGGAGUGCUGUGAAGGCUGCCGCGACUUUCGACACCAAGACCAAAGUAGCCGUGGUGCGCAUUGGCACUCGUGGAAGUCCUUUGGCACUGGCACAGGCUUAUCAAACUCGGGACAAGCUCAAGGCAGCUCAUCCAGAAUUGGCGGAGGAAGGAGCCCUUGACAUCGUCAUCAUCAAAACCACUGGAGACAAGAUAUUGAGUCAACCGUUGGCAGAUAUCGGAGGCAAGGGUUUGUUCACCAAGGAGAUUGAUGAUGCUUUGUUGAAUGGCGAUAUCGACAUUGCUGUCCACUCCAUGAAAGACGUUCCCACCUAUUUGCCAGAGGGUACAAUACUCCCCUGCAACCUUCCUCGCGAGGAUGUCCGUGACGCCUUUAUUUGUCCAAAAUACUCUUCACUCGCUGAACUGCCAGAAGGGAGUGUGGUUGGAAGUGCAUCUCUGCGGAGGCAAUCCCAACUUCUUCACAGAUACCCUCAUCUUCAGGUAGUAAACUUCAGAGGAAAUGUCCAGACCCGGCUUCGUAAGUUGAAUGAAGGAGUGUGCGCAGCCACUCUCUUGGCCCUGGCUGGCCUGAAGCGAUUGGACAUGACAGAACACAUUACAGCUAUCCUUGAGACCGACGACAUGCUCCCUGCUAUUGCCCAAGGAGCUAUUGGUAUUGCUUGUCGAACUGGUGAUACUAAAAUGGAGGAGUAUCUCGCUUCACUGAAUCAUGAGGACACGAGGCUCGCAAUUUCCUGCGAGAGGGCAUUUUUAGCUAAGCUGGACGGCUCAUGUCGCACACCAAUUGCUGGUUUGGCACAACGUACUGAGGAUGGGUGCCUGUUCCGGGGCCUGGUUGCAACAACUGACGGCAAACAAGUGUUGGAGACUUCAAGGACGGGCUCAUUUUCCUACGAUGACAUGAUCGCUUUGGCGCAAGAUGCCGGACAAGAGCUCAUCUCAAGAGCUGGCCCAGGUUUUUUUCAGUGGUAGUCCUUCAGAAUGUGCCAACCCAACUUGGACUGGUGUGAACCAUUGUAAGAACGCGCACAAACGUUGGACUGGAAGGUAUGGACAGAUGGUGUAGUCAUAGAAGAGCAGGUUCCCAAGGAAAUCGGUGGCCUCAGUUCUCCGCGGCUUGUAGGGAUCGUUUUAGGUUCAUGGAGGCAAGGCCCAGUUUGUGACGGUCAGAGAAAUUCAAGUGGGGCUGAAGUUUUUUCGUAGUUUUUAGGGACAAACUGCUGGCUGUUAUACUCAAAGGAGGAAAUGAGUUUCUGUAGUAAUCUAUCUGUAUCCGCCACUCUUGCACCAAUAGCAAAGGACAUUAUCCGCGUGUCAUAUCAUGAAGAAGUUCAUGUUGAUAAAGCUUGAUCGUGGCUCUGGCGUGAAAUUUCACAUGUUCUUUCAA